This is a messenger RNA of Mauremys reevesii (Reeves's turtle), 7097 nucleotides long. It is a transcript of the gene NEXMIF, whose product is annotated as neurite extension and migration factor. Gene Ontology annotation, cellular component: nucleus. The coding region runs from base 1962 to 6335 and encodes 1457 amino acids. Lineage: Eukaryota; Metazoa; Chordata; Testudines; Geoemydidae. Gene Ontology annotation, biological process: negative regulation of cell adhesion mediated by integrin; negative regulation of neuron migration; negative regulation of cell-matrix adhesion. The transcript has 9 exons. The record is from RefSeq and is a predicted model, not a curated record.
UAAAGACUACAGCUAGGUUGAACCCCAUUGUGGUAGGCAUAUUACGAAUACCAGUCUCUGCCUCGAAGGUUGAAGCUGAACCCAGCAAUGUGAUAUACCUGAAUGAAGACAUCAGCAGUUAAAAAAUUCCAUCUGGUACCGAAUGUUGCAGUGCAUCUCUUCAAGAACACAGCCUACUCUGAGCACAUCAGACCUGUUCUCUGCUUCCUACACUAGCUUAUCAUAGAACAUUGAAUCAAGUUCAAGGUCUCUGUCCUUAUCUUCAAGGCACUCAGUAGCCUAUGCCCAGGGAAUCUAAAAGAUCAACCAAAGCUCCAUGCUGAAGACUGGGGUCAACAACUUUGCUCCUCUGGAACAGUGGAACUUUCUACAAUAAAGCUCCAGAUGAUUUGAUAAAGGUUUUCUCUCUCCCUGGUAUCCAAGUUCACAUCAGAGAAUUAGAGGAAACAAGACAAAUUUUGGUUCUAAUAGCUCUCUCUCUAAUUCUACCACAUAAUGGGAGGGCCUUUGACUGGGUUGAGUGGCUGUUUUAAACAGAAUGUCUUGAACAAUAUACUUCUCACAUUUAGAAGACAAGUGAAUGCCUUUUACUUAAUCCCAAGAGCAAAUUGUCAGACUCUAUCUAUGCAGAGACGGAAGGGAGUUCAGCAAUGAAGAUGGAAUUCCAUCCUCUGCUCACCCUCUCUGUGUUAUUAUGAGCAAUUACAGAACAUAUGGUAUGUAAGAAUUACCCUCUCUUCAGUGAGAUCCCAGCAAAAUCUCAGCAUAACAGGUCUCCUUCAUCAGCAAGUAUAAACCCUUCCACUCUCCUCUUCACCUACCCAAAGACCAAAUCUGGAAAAAGUAACCAAAAGGGAGGCCCACGUCACAGACAAAAGAGGGAAAGCGGGAUGAUGUUGAAAUAAUUUAAGGGAUGGAUUUUUCCAUGCUUGGAGGUGUAUUUGGCUUCAGAGGAUAAUGUUGGCACAUGGGAAAGUUGAGUCAGGAGAUCUUCAUCAAGCUGUGGACAUAUAUAUCAGCAGCCAGACACUAGAUUACAUGGCUAUUGGUUUUCUUUAUCUUCAUCCACUGUACGCACUUGCAAGACAUCCCCGAGACCAGCACUGCUGUGCCUGGAAAUACUGUGAGCCAGAUCACCCCUCCUUCCAUUGUAAAACCUGCUGGAGGGGCCUCGGCGGGAGGAGGGGGAAAUCUCUCUAAAGAUCCCAUUGCAUUAUUUGUUCCCAGUCAGUCAUUUGAGAGAGCAGGUUUUGCCCUUUGUGGAACGGGCCGCAGGGCCCAGCAGUGAACCUGGAGAAUCCUCGAAGAUCUACAAGAGAUCAGGGCCAUCUGUGCAGAGGUCUUUUGCCCAUGAACCAGCUCUAACACUGGGCAGCCUCCUGCCCAAUCACCAUCCAAGGACUCCCAGCAGAACUGGGGUUUCCACAGACAAGAUCACAUAAUCCCAAGCAAUCUCAUACGUUUCUGGUGAAUCACUGUGGGACCAAGAGCUGGCUGGAAAAGAGGUGCUUCCUUUGCCUCACCCUGGCAUGCCUGCCCGUGCCACUAGCCUGCCCAUUUCCCCUAUUGGGACACUGGAGCCUUGGAGCAAAGAAGUGGCUGACCCUCCCAGUCCGAGAGGGCAGUAGUCCUCUCCAUGUGUAUAUCUGUCAAGGACACUCAGGCGCUGCACUUGGGAAAACAAGUGCCUCACUGAGUCUAGUAGAGGAGAAGCAAAAUAAACUGUGGCAUCUUCGUGAGGAAUUAAGCAAGUGGACAAAUUCUGCUCUCUGACAUGCGUAACUCAGUAGCAUUUCAGCUGAAGUCAAUGGUGUUUCACCAGUGUAAAACUAAUACUAGUGGGAGCAGAAUCAGGCUCCACAUGUAUAGUAACUCAUAACACAGCUAGCACUUUAGGCCUUCAGAUUACCUGGUUGGCCAGAUGCAGCAGGGCAUGGAAUGAACAAUAAGAGGUUAAAUUGAUGGAUGACCAACAAGAUAAGGAUUGUGCCUCAGAAGACCAUGAAACUAUCCUGAUUAAUGGGGUGAAAGAAAAUGAAUCACAUGACCCAGACAGUGAUGAGAAGCCUUGCACUGCUGCAGAUGCUGCGGUUACAUUUUCAGCCUUGACAAUAGCUCAGAAGGAAAAUCAAGUGUGCCACCGAGUGCUGCCUCCUCUGACUUCAAAGAAGCCCUGUUUGUUGAGCCCUCCUUCUCCUCUGAGACUCACUGAUGUACCUGAGCACACUUCAGAUGACUCGUCCGCACAUGCUAUUUCUCUUACAUCUUGUGUUACAAAGGGCAUGAGCUCCUGGUCUCUGCCAGGCGAUUGUGAGAAGGCUCCAUUCACAAUUAUGGAGCCCGGAGGCAUGUCAGCUCUGACUGGUGACUGCUUGAUGCAGCCAAGCCGGACCUGUCUAGGCUGCUUUAUUGAAUCAAAGGACGGCAUUGAUGCAGAGCCGGGAAUAAGCUUGAAAGUGGGUGAUAUAAAUAGGGAUUAUGACACCUGUUCAGUCUCUGAUAUAGGGAUUCACUGCAUGAGCACAGGAGAAACCAUGAGAUAUGGGGAUCAACUGCUUUCAGACCAGCUUUUAAGCUUCCCUAUGCAUAAAUCGAGGGCAGCAGACAAAAGAGAUGCAGAGAAAUCUGACAGUGAUUCAGAGGACCCCACUCAGAAAAAUUAUUACGAGGGAUUACUAUCAGACAAAUGCAAUGGUGAGGAACCUUUGCUAACAAAUCCCAACCAGGAGUGGGGCUAUUUCGAAUCUUUCAUUAGUGAAAGUAAAAUAGAGCUGCUUGACCUUUGCUCCAAAAAUGAGCUUUCUGUAAACCUGUUUUCUGAGGAAGAUGUGGAUAAUUACAUGUUUGAUGAUGAUGAUUCAACCUUGGGAAGUGACGUCUGCUCCUUAAAGAUUAGAUAUGAAUCUUUCCAAGACAACGUGAGGGAGAAGACCAAUGCCCUGCAAGAGGAUGCCCAGUUCAACUUCUUUCCCAGCGUGUUUGGCAACUGCACUAAAAGAGACAGCAAGAGCACCCUGAAGAGGGGGGCUGGUGGUGGUGCUGACCCUUCCCAAUUCAAAUCCGAAGAGGGCAUCAUUUGGGGGGAGGAAGAGGAGGAUGGAGAGGAGGAGGAUGGGGAGGAGGAGGAGAAAGCUGCCUUAAAUAAAACUUGCAACAGUACAGAGGUGGUACAGUAUAUAGGCUCUAAAAGGAGCCACUUCUUGGACUCUGUGAAUUCCACAGAGGACUCUGGGGAGUUCAGUGAUGACAGCACCUGCACGGAGUCCUCGGAUGAUGUGCUGCGGGAUAUAAAGGACUGUAGCAGGUAUCUGUCCAGGGAACAUUCCAGUUCCUUCAUACAGCAGAACUAUGGGCUGCGGGCAAAGAGGAAAGUGCGAUACAGCGAUGAUUAUUUGUACGAUGUGGAUUCCAUUGAGAGUGAGAAGAUUCUGGAUAAGAAAGAGUGGCUCCCGGAUGGACCCAAAGAGGAAGAUGACGAUGAAUGGUGCCCCAAGAAAAGGCGAAAAGUCUCUCGCAAGGAGCCCCCGGUUAUCAUCAAGUACAUCAUCAUUAACAGAUUUAAAGGGGAGAAGCAUAUGCUGGUGAAGCUCAGUAAAGUCGAUGCCAAUGAGACAACUGUUACCCUAAGUGAGGAACUGCUCAGCAAGUAUGAAAAACUGGCCCCACUGAAGGGCUUCUGGCAAGAGAGGCAGCAGAGCCGGAUGGAUUAUCUUAGGUCGUCUCUCUAUCACAAACAGAAUUUCUAUCUUAAUGGCUCGGAUGUCUCAUUCCUCCCUCACCCGAGAAAGCGAAAAUGCAAACUAGCAAACAGGCACAGGAUUCAAAGAAUUAAAGCCAUUGAGCAAUCAGUGAACAAACUGGGUUCCUGCUCCUCUGAUCAGAAGCAGCCUUGCAGCAGUAAAGAGGAUGCAGGCCUGAAAGGGAUGCAGACAUUAGCCAUCGCUACCCCCAGCUGUGCAAACGGAUUACAUUUAAAUGACAUCACAGGCAUUGCCUCAGUGAAGUACAAAUCACAGGAAAGGGAAUAUAAGGGGACAGAGAGGAAAGUGCUACGCCGAAUCAAAUUCAAAAGUGAAGCCCGGUUGAAAUGCAAGAAAAUCAAAGCUGCCACAAAUACGGAAGAAAUCUCCCCUGCUUUGGAAAAUCAGGACACAGCAGCUAGUUUGAAGGAUGAAAAUAUUCCUUGUGCUUCAGACAGCUCCCAUAUUUCUGAGUGCCAUGAGGAUAAGGUUGCUAAAAAUUCUACUUUCCUGCCAGCCACCUGCUCUCCAGACAAGCCUCUACCACCUGCUAAUAUCACCACCAAUGUACCCCUGAUUCCCGGUGGGUAUCUGCAGACAUUGUUAGAUGCUUCUGAUUUGUCAAGUAACACUGGUAUCUCAUACUUCACCCAGCAUCCCGCUGAACAGCAGCAUUCCCUCCCUAGCAUUGUUCAGGCAGAAAAGCAGUUCUCUGCUCUGCAGACAGCCCAGAGUUGUGUGCUGUCCCCGCCUUCUGAAUCUGAACUGCAGCAGUCACCUGGCCACUUAGAAAUUGAGCAGAGCAACUUCAAUAGCAUGUGGCCAGCAAACAAGGCUGCCAACAGCAACCAUCAGGAAUUUGCAAGUGACAUGAGGGAGGCUUCUGCAUUAUCAAAUGAGUUUGGUGGCUCAGCAGGAGCAGACAACCUCCCAGCCUCUGGAUACAGUCAAGUAAAUCUGAAUAGCAGCAAAUUGCUAUACCAAAAAAAAUAUGUGCCGGAUAACCAACAAGUGCAGUCUGAUGAUUCUUAUCAGUCAUGUCAUUUUAAUAAUGGAGAGGGGCGCUUUCAUUUCCAACGAGGUACACUAAGUACAGAUGAUGGCAGACUCAUUAGUUUUGAUUCAGUGGGCUCAUUGUCAGUUAGUUCGAGCAAUUACAGUUCUUUAAGUCUAAAGUCUUGUGAAAAGGACGGCGAAGAUGAUAUUAAUGAUGAUUUCUUGGCCCACUGCAGUCCCAAGCUAGUGAUCCAACAAAGCAUAGAUGAAAUAACCCCUUUGAAAGAGUCUACGGACCUUUUAGAUAUCUCCAACUUCACACCUGAUAAGUUCCGUCAGUCAUCGCUUUCGGAAAUGUCUCCUCCUGACACCCCCAACCUUUCCCCUCAGAUAACUGUGUCAGAUACCAAAUCGCUAGGCAAUCUGAAAGGUUUUCAGGAGACUACUCAGACUGUGCUAAGCAAUACUGAUAAGGUCAAGUGGAACUGUGGGGUUCUCCAGACCCAAGAUCAGGCAGAUAAUGGGUUUACUUUAAAUAAUCAUCAGUUUCAGUUCCAUAUGUUCAAUGAUGAAGAUUCUGUUAGCCUCCUUGAAAAAAGUCCAUGCUUGUCAACAUUUAAUGAGCCAUCUGGUCAAAUUAGCGCCAAUAGCAAAGUGUCAAAAUCUAAGAGGAAAAGUUCAUCCAGCAAGAAUGUAGGUACAAACCAAAGUUCUCCCCAGAAAAACACUAGGAAAAAAUCUCCUAAAACUAACAAAGGAACUGAUAAACCACAAAAUAAGAAUUCCAGGCAGACUCCCAAGUCAACAAGGAAAGGGAAAAAUGCAGCUGGAGUCAAUGGUGAAAAGGCUCAAGCAGUUGGCAGCAGGACAGUCAAUCAGUUAAAUAAUACAGCCUCAACAACAAAGGCAUUAGCUGAAUGCAUUCAGCACCGCAGCCCAACCUCUGUAAAGAUAGGGAAACAUAAUGGACUAUCUGGUGAAUGGUCACUAAGAAAAGACAAUAGUACAGGCUGGUCUGAAACUAGUAUAGCAAACACUAACAACCUCCUUGAUGAUGAUCAAAGGGAAUUUGAGGAACCUUCCAAUAUUUUAUCUAACAUUGCAUCUGGAAUGGCAGAUGUUCAGAGAUUUAUGAUGGCCUCAAUCGAACCCUUGUGGGGGCCUGUAGGCCAUAACAGCGUCCCAGAUAUAUUCCGGUCGCCUGAAUCUAACAGCCUGAAAUUGAAAACUCUUAAAAUUUUGGCAGGGACAUCACAAGAGUCCAAGAAAAAGGGAAAUGGUAAUUCCCCGGGAACUGCGAAGAAUCACAAGUCAAGCAACAAGGGCUCAAGCAAAAAUAAUGGCAAAGCCACAACUUGUGAUCCCAGUCGCCCCAACUGUUCAACUGGGUACAAUAUAGACAUUCACUCUCCCUUUUUUGAUAAAAGCUAUAGUAACCUGAGCACUUUAGGCAAUAAUGGACCUACCCAUAAAAAGCUGUACCGUCAUAAAUCAAGUUCUAAAUCACUGAGGGAUGAGAACUGUAAAGUAAAGCGAACAGACCGUGAACAGACCCAUAAGGACCCAUCUGUGACAGCUUCUUUUGAAAAACUGAGGUAAUGCUGCACCAAACUGGCUGGAAUGCAUCCUUAACUUUCCUACUACCUGCUAAGCCCGCUGUUCCUCAUUUUUUCCUUCCUGAAAGCAAGAGUUGCAUGAAAGAGACAUUCCCCUUUUACAAUUUUUUUUAAGUGCAUGAAAAUACUUAUUACUUGCAAGCUACCUAAAAGAAUGACCCAUUUUCUGGCUUGGCUGGGGUUAAAAAACUAACAAGGCUUCUCUUUUCUGCUGUUUGGCUUCUUCAGUUUUUAAUUACUUAUUUAUUGAAAAAAAAACAAUUACAUGCUCUUUUUAAUGAUUUUGAAAAGGAAAGACUUUUUUUUGAACAUUUUGUAUAAAACAAAACACAAAAAAGAAGUUAUGCAUCCAAAAGCCAAGAUAUCUAACUAAAGGCUCUUUAGUUUGAAAAUGAAAACUCAUUCAUAAUUGAGCUUCAUGUGGCAAUUUUGAGUGCUUUCUAGCCCCCUCUGCUGUUUAUAUCAUAACCUGUAUCAUAAAGCUUCAUCUACUGUAUCAGAGUUUAGAGCAUAUGAUCCUGUUGUGGUGACUCCACACAAGCUAACUAAGAUGGCAUAAAAUGUUUGAUUUUUCUGCAGGGAAUCAGACUACAUUCUUCUUAAAGCAGAAACAACAUUUUUGGUUUUACCUGUGUUUGAAGAAGAGACUCCUUUUUCUAGAAAGACAUUUGAUGUUUGGUUUUUUUGGUUUUUGUUUGUUUCUUUCAAAAUAUGCCUUGUGGUAUGUUGAAAUGUAAGUGCUGAA